This is a messenger RNA of Fonsecaea multimorphosa CBS 102226, 1995 nucleotides long. RefSeq lists its product as uncharacterized. The transcript has a single exon. The record is from RefSeq and is a predicted model, not a curated record. Gene Ontology annotation, molecular function: nucleic acid binding. NCBI's taxonomy places the organism in Eukaryota, Fungi, Ascomycota, Eurotiomycetes, Chaetothyriales, Herpotrichiellaceae. The coding region runs from base 1 to 1995 and encodes 664 amino acids.
AUGACGGAUUGGAGCAAGUUAAAGGUUGCCGACCUCAAGGAGGAGUGCAAGUCGCGUGAUAUCCCUCUGACGGGCCUCAAACUAAAACAACAAUACAUCGAUAAACUUGAAGAGUACGAGGCGCAGAACGAGGACCAGUCCACUAAAAAUGGGGUGGAAAAUGGACAAGAUUCAGAAGAAGUCGAGGAACAAUCUCCGCCGCAGGAAAAUGGACACAGUGGAGAGGGCACACAUCCCGACCCCGGCACAAAUGAUACGGAAAAGGAUGAGGGGCUGAAGGAUGCCAGCAGACGCAAUCAUCCUGCGGCCGGAGAAGACGAAGGUGGAGCAGACAAGCCUUCAGCAAUUCAAGAAGAGGAUAGUCAGGCUGAAGCCUUGACCAAGACCGAGGAACAGCCUAUCGCAGAAGCAUCUCCCCAGCCUGAUGAGAUAGGGACCAAGGACGAACCAGGAAUCAUUCCGAAGAAGACUGAAGAGAAGCUGGAAACGACUGAGGCUCCUGAACAAAGUGACGAUGCAGUUGACCGCGCAGAGAAGCCAACGAAAGCUGAAGCAACAACCAUCGAUCAGAGCGGCGAAACCAAAAGUACUGCUGUGCUCUCCACACCACCGUCAACAGAAAAUCAGUCUGACUCCAAUACACCCCACUCCUCGCAAAUACCUUCCAGUGAUCUUGCAGAAGACCAGAGGAAGCGGAGAAAACGAAGUGCCACCCCAGUUCCCUCAACGCAAGAUGCAGCUCGCAAGAGAGCGCGGUUAGCAGAAGAGGCAGAGGAUGUGAAGGCGGAAGAAGCUCCAGAGCCAACGGAAGCAGAAGUAGAGGAGGCGAAGGAGAGUCCCGGAGAGCCUAUGAACCGUGAGCCUGCUGAAGUUGUCGUCAAGACAUCUGACGAUGGAGCCGUCAUCAGGGAGCCCCUUUCCAAUCUCGAAGAAACUAAUCCAGGACAACCCGAAGCAAAUGACACCAGAGUGUCUACGUCUCCGCCCAGAUCAACGGCUUCGUUCGAAGAUCGAGACAUUCCACCCGCCAUCCACCCAGCAACAUCAUCUAUCUACAUCCGCAACUUCAAGCGCCCUCUACAUAUCCCUUCUCUUCGCGCUCAUAUUGCAUCAAUAGCAAAAUCGCGUUCCUCCGAGAAUACUGAUCCCGUCAUCACAUUCUACCUCGACAGUAUUCGCACGCAUGCCUUUGUGUCAUUCACCUCAAUCGCGGCGGCAUCGCGGGUCCGCUCUGCGAUGCAUGGAUCACGUUUUCCCGAUGAGCCUCUGAGAGAACCACUCUUUGUCGACUAUGUUCCCCCGAACAAGGUGCAAACAUGGAUCGACCAAGAAACCGGCAGCGGGUUUGGCCGAGGAGGCGGCAGUGGUCGUCGUUUUGAAGUCGUUUACGAACAAGGCGAGAGUAGUGGCAUCGAGGCCAUUUUCCAGGAAGUCGACACCAGCAAACCUCGCCCUCCGCCCUUCGAACCAAGUCGCGGCGUUUCCUUUGACAGGCAGCAGCAGUCAGAAUCUUUUUCCGCAGGUGGUGUCCGUCCAUCCCGCGAGGCUUUGAUCCCUCAUGACAAUCAGCACAAUCGCGACCACCGUCAGCGCGGGCAGCUUCCAGCCGGUGGUCCUCCCCACAACCCAUCUUCAAGCAAUAACGGCACAGGCUUCAAAGCGCUCGACGAACUUUUCGACUCCACCUCCACUAAACCCAAAUUAUACUAUAAACCUGUACCGUCGUCCGUUGCCACCGAGCGGCUGGACAUGUUCCGCGCCUUGCGCCCGGGGUGGGAGGAGAUGGGACGCAGUGGCGAUGAAGGCAUGAAGCGGUUCUCGUUUGAGCGGGACAAGGGCGCAGAAGAGUGGGUCGACAAAGGCCCCGAGUUUGGAUUCGGGCGCAAGGGUCAGUCGAGGUUGGUUGGUGUGGGGGCCGGGGGUGGAAGAGGAAGGGGAGGAGGCGGAGGAUAUCGAGGCAGAGCGGUCGACUCAUGGAGGGGCGGUGGACGGUGA